AUGACAGAAAUUAUUGAUUUGGAAUUAGUCGAUGACUUCGUGAAGAAGCCUAUUGUCAAGCAACACAAGAACCAGACUUCAAAACCCAGGGUAAAGAGGAAGGGUCAGUUGACGUUUGAUGAUUUCCGAAACAUCAAAAUUGUCGAAGAACCUGUUGUGCUUUCUCACAAUAGUUCCAUUGACGAAUCGCUGGAUGCUGUGACCCAUAAUACUAAUAAGCACGAGAAAGGUGAGGGUGUCGAUGAUGAAGAUAUGCAAACCAAGAAACUGAAGGCAAACAUUGUGAGUAAACAUUCUAAUAUCAAAAUAUAUCCGAACGACACUAACAGGGUAGAGCUGGUCAAUGAAAAUACUGCAAUUAAUAAUAGACCAUUGAAUACAUUAAACUGGUCACCCAAUAUCCCUUUACGAUAUUCUGACUUUGCAAGCUUUGUGAGUGAUGAGAAGGUAACAGAAAACAAGUGGGAACCUCCCCUUUGCGUUCCACUUCCAUAUGCAGGCGAUGUUAUAAAGGUCCUUUCUUUUAUCAUCAAAUUUAAGUGGGUGUUCAGUAACGAUCUACUGAAUCUAUCAUUUCAAGAUGUGGAGAUAGGACUAGAACUAGCUAUGGCUGGUCAAUCUGUGAAGACCAUUAGACUUUGUCAGGAUAAAAUGAAUUUUCUAUUUUGCAGCCUGUUGAGGUCAUUAUUCUACUCCGAGAAAGGAACAGAGAGCCAGACAAAUAAAAAUUUCACACUAGAGAGAUUCCUUAGUUUAAAGAAUCCAUAUGGAAAAUUGAUUGGCAAACUCAGAAACUCAAUCCAGGAAUGGGGCUUACCUCACGAAUGGCGUAGUGGUAGUGAUAUAUUAUCUACCCUAAACGCUAAUGGAGGUGGUUUAUUGACGAUAGAACCAUUAGAUAGAAUAAUAUUAUUGAGAUGUAUGAUCGAUUGGAACUGUGGCUACUCUGUGCUUUUCCAUAACGAAAUUCAAAGGCUUACUCAUUUGAAAGGCGAUACUGGGUUCAGCCACCAAACUUUCCAUGCUAACAGGUUUGCCAUGUGCGGGGCCGAUAACAUAUCAGAUAGUUGUGAAGUUUUAUACUCUUUGAUGAGCCAGAAGUUGGAGAACCGAAAGAAAAGGAAACCCCACGACAAAAACAAAUUGAAUAAGAUCAAUGGUCAGAUGAAAUUUUUAAAAGGGGUUCAAAAGUCAUUGAGCGAAAAAGUAACUGCAGACAGAUUACGAGCAGCAGUCAAAAUAAAUGAAGAAUGGGGUAAGCAUUUUGCGAACGAAUUAUCACACACACCAAUCGAUGACCCUAGGGCAGAUGAAAUUUAUAGGUUAAGGUCAUCAGAGUUUAUGAUCGCCAGAAUUCCGAAGUUUGGAGAUUUCUACUUGCCACCAUUCCGCAUUGGCAGCGAGGACAGUUCAGUCAACACUAGUUACAGUUUCAAUGACAUGGCAACCUAUCUUGAUUACUUUAUAAAAUUCAAAAAAGAGAGUACAACAGCGCCAAAAAUACUGCCUGCAAAAACCGUGCAAAAAGAAAACAAUUGUCAACUUAAACUUAUAUAUAACAACACUCCGGCUUGCGUCCGUAAUUUACAGUCUAGUGAUGUUCCCUUAGCCAAGACGCCACAUUGGUUUGAAGUUGCAGGAGACUCAAAUUCUUUGAUUGACUUUAUCGAGUAUUUGGAAAGUUUAUCGUCACUUGAUGAAAAUGCUGCUGACGAUACAAAAAAGGGCAUAGACAAUCUAAUUGAGUUUUUGAAAAUCUUCAAUAUAUUCACAAAUGAAACUAUUCGGGAUAUUACUGAUACGGCUACAGAAAGUGCUGAAGGAAGUCAUCUACGAACAAGCUCACGGAAAAUAACCAGGGUGCAUUACUCAACUGAUGUGAACAGUGACGAUUCCGAGGAAAUUGAGAGUGAAAUUGAGAGUGAAAUUGAGAUUGACGUUGACGAUAACUAUGAUUCAGAAUAUCUGAGUGAUGAGAAUGCAUCUAAAGGAAACGGUGGAAAUAGGACAAGUAAAUCUUUGAGGGAAAAUGAAGCGUAUAACGGUUCUAAGGAUCGAGAUGAAGAUUAUGACGAUAUAGAGAUAUUCUCGGAGCCCGUAAGGCAACUGCAGGAUAAUUCUCGGGAGAGGAGAAGCUUGAGGCGCAAUGCCAGAAAAGGUCUAUCGCUUUGA
Saccharomyces paradoxus is the source of this 2172-nucleotide messenger RNA. It is a transcript of the gene ESC8, whose product is annotated as Esc8p. Lineage: Eukaryota; Fungi; Ascomycota; Saccharomycetes; Saccharomycetales; Saccharomycetaceae. Bases 1 to 2172 code for a protein of 723 amino acids. The record is from RefSeq and is a predicted model, not a curated record. The transcript has a single exon.